UUAACCUUAUUAACACCAAAUCAGCAGACAACAAUGGCUUCCUCCCAAAUCCCAGCUGAGCUACUCAUAGCUCGCAUCACUCAAAUCCACAACAGCAUAUCUAAACUCAAUUCUUUAAGGCCUUCCAAGCAAGUCAAUACCCUUUUCUCUCACCUUGUGAAAUUAUGUAUCUCCCCAUCUUCCAUAGACAUUCGCUUGUUAUCCCCAGAAGUGCAAGAAAUGCGAAACAACCUCAUCGUUCUCUGUGGCAAAGCUGAAAGUCUAUUAGAGCUUGAAUCUGCAAUAUUCUUGAACAAAAUACCUCAACCUUUAGACAACCUUAAUCUUUUUCCUUACUAUGAAAACUAUGUUAAGCUAGCCAACUUGGAGUACAAGAUUCUUAGUGAGAAUGGGGUGGUGCAACCCAAGAAAGUAGCCUUUGUGGGAUCUGGUCCAAUGCCUCUUACCUCUCUUGUAAUGGCUACCCACCAUUUAAAAGCCACUCACUUUGAUAAUUUUGAUCUUGAUGAGGCAGCUAAUGAUGUGGCUCGCCAAAUGGUGGCUUCUGAUGGUGAACUUGAGAAGAGAAUGAAAUUUGAGACGUGUGAUGUAAUGGAAAUGAGGGAGAAGCUGGGAGAAUAUGACUGUAUAUUCUUAGCAGCAUUGGUAGGGAUGAGCAAAGAAGAGAAAGUGAAGAUUCUUGGACAUAUAAGAAAGUACAUGAAGAAAGGAGGGAUUUUGCUGGUGAGAAGUGCAAAUGGGGCUAGAGCAUUUCUUUAUCCUGUUGUUGAAGAGCCUGACUUGGUUGGAUUUGAGGUUCUAUCCAUCUUUCACCCAACAAAUGAUGUUAUCAAUUCGGUUGUUCUUGCACGCAAGCCAAUUGCAUUUUGAAGAUUUGAAAUACUAGCCUGGCUCUUCUUCUGUCCAUAGCACUGAAAUUAUCUUCAAUGUUAUGAGAUUCUGAGUUCAAUAGUCUUUUUGCUUAAUUAGCUAGCUAGAGAGCUGCUUCAUAUACUUUCUCUAGUUCUUCAAUAAUGUAUCAAACUGUAUGUGUUUU
Molecule: messenger RNA, 1036 nt
Organism: Manihot esculenta (cassava)
Lineage: Eukaryota; Viridiplantae; Streptophyta; Magnoliopsida; Malpighiales; Euphorbiaceae
Product: nicotianamine synthase
Exons: 1
Coding region: 34-870 (278 amino acids)
Biological process (GO): nicotianamine biosynthetic process
Molecular function (GO): nicotianamine synthase activity
Source: RefSeq, a predicted model, not a curated record